Messenger RNA from Neocloeon triangulifer, 900 nucleotides. RefSeq lists its product as uncharacterized. The transcript has 6 exons. NCBI's taxonomy places the organism in Eukaryota, Metazoa, Arthropoda, Insecta, Ephemeroptera, Baetidae. The coding region runs from base 120 to 818 and encodes 232 amino acids. The record is from RefSeq and is a predicted model, not a curated record.
GAAAAUUUAUUAUUAUCUCUUUAUCAGAGAUUGCUUGACCAAUUAAAAGAGGCACUUCUACGAUCCAAGCGGCAAAUCACUCUAGGCACUCCAGUACAUUUCAUGUGAAAAAGGUCAAUAUGAGACAGCAAAUUUCUUUCCUCGCCGUCCUGCUCCUGCUGGCGGCUGCAGCACAGGCCAAGCCAACCAAGGAUGCAGAACUUAAAGUAACUGGGGAGGAAAUCAACAAUUUCGUCGAUCGACUGAUCAACGAAAUCAAAAAGUACAUAAUUGACAACAACCUGGACCCUGUGCCUCUGCCAGACCUUGUCGAAGGCUUUUCGUAUGAGGACUUCCUGGGAAUUGUGUGGCACGGCGAGGCAUCAAUGCGCAAUGGCCAGAUGACAGGCAUCACUUCUCUGUACAGAAACGGCGACGCAGACUUUACUUAUGAGAACUUCAACCUCACCGUCUCUGCCCAGAUGGGCCUUCUUGCCAUUAAAGCUGACUACGACUUUCAAGCGACUUUCAUGGAUCUGGGGCCGACGGGACACGCAGAAAUCUUUGCCAACGAUAUCCUUUUUGGCUUCAGCUUCUCCUUCGAUAUGAACAUUGCCAACGCCACCGCCACCCUGCACAGCUUUGAAAUUCUCUCCACAAGGAAAAUCGACGUGAACAUCACCGGUCUGCUGUGGGGCCUGAACUUCUUGGUCGAGGUGUUCGUCAACCUGUUUGUCGACAUCUUCAAGGGCACCAUCCUCAACGUCCUGUCCAGCGUUAUGGAGAACGCGCUUCGUGAAGCCCUGGCCAACAUUUCGUUUGGCGUGCUCAUGCUCUGAUUUCGCCACCCUUCGCCCAUUGAAAGUACAAAAUAAUGAACAUGAAAUACUGAGUGGAAUAAAAUUUUUUAAUAAAAAACAA